This is a messenger RNA of Cinclus cinclus, 525 nucleotides long. RefSeq names its product trefoil factor 2-like. NCBI's taxonomy places the organism in Eukaryota, Metazoa, Chordata, Aves, Passeriformes, Cinclidae. The transcript has 3 exons. Gene Ontology annotation, biological process: maintenance of gastrointestinal epithelium. The record is from RefSeq and is a predicted model, not a curated record. The coding region runs from base 1 to 489 and encodes 162 amino acids.
AUGGAUCUGAAGGUGGUCUGUGCACUCUCCAUCACCCUCAUCAUAGCCCUCAGCACCCUGGCAGAGGGAGUUGCACCUCCAUCAAAAUGCCAGUGUAAAGUGGUUCCCAGGGAGAGGACAAACUGUGGCUACCCGGGGAUCUCAGCAGCAGAGUGCAAGAAAAUUGGGUGCUGCUUCAACGCUUCAGUCCCCAGUGUCCCCUGGUGCUACAAUCCUAAGCAAAAGAAAGUCAAGAAAAUAUGUCCCAGCGACCCCUACCACAGGAUAAACUGUGGUCACCCUGGCAUCAAGCCCAGGGAGUGCACAAGGAAGGGCUGCUGCUUCAGGGCACACCCUGCUGGGGUCCCCUGGUGCUUCUACCACCGCACCGUGGAGGAAGGUAAUGUCCCACAGGAGAUGUCCUCUGUGUCCCUGUGGAUGCUCCACAGCUCCUGGCACUGGCCCUGCUCUGCCCAGGCUUGGUGUGCUGUGCCAGCCAGAGAAUCCUAAGGGUGUGAGUAGGAAAAGGGGGCUAAACCCUAAAAA